AUGCCCGCAUACCACUCCAUCUUCCUUGAGGACCGGGAUGUCCCCGUAAUAGGCAACUUCCCAGUCCUACCCCUCCGCACCCGCACACGCGGCCCCGCAUAUACCCUCCCCAGCCUACCCGCCGGCGCAGAUGUCGACGUACAACCAGAUAGCGAGUCGUACGACUGCGUCGACGAAAUUCUAUCGCUCUUCCGCGCGAAUGUCCUCUUCCGCAACUUUGAGAUCAACGGGCCCGCUGACCGCAUGCUUAUCUAUGGGACGCUGUUUAUCACUGAGUGCCUGGGAAAGGUUAAGCCUGCUAUGACAGUUAGGGAGGCUGAGAAGGCUCUAACCAACGUUGCGCUCGAUAACUUCGCUAUCCCCGGCGAUGUGUCGUUCCCACUAAACCAGGCCUUCGAGCCCCCACGGGAUCGCCAGGACGCUGAGACGCUUAGAUCAUACCUCUCCCAGGUGCGACAGGAGAUUGCGAUUCGGUUGCUUGCGAGAUUAUACCCCGGCGGCGUUGGUCCUUCAAAGUUCUGGCUCAGUUUCACGAAGAGAAAGUUCAUGGGAAAGAGCUUCUAG
Aspergillus calidoustus is the source of this 564-nucleotide messenger RNA. NCBI's taxonomy places the organism in Eukaryota, Fungi, Ascomycota, Eurotiomycetes, Eurotiales, Aspergillaceae. The record is from the annotation of a GenBank genome assembly.